UUGGUGUCGGAGACUUGUAGAGUGGUGGUGGACUUGACAUGCUACGGGUCGCUAGGCUGCACGCUUUUGUUCGCUUUCCACGGCCCUCGCUCCGGGGAAGGAAGGAAGCCCCCCCUGCUAUUUAAGCACGCGGAGGAGCCCUGUCUCGUCGACCCACACUUCCUCGCUCCGCUCUUCUUCGCACUCUCUCGCUCGGUCGGGGUCUCUCUAGCCGCAUCGGCCGGCUUUGCUGCUGCGCCAUGGAGACGGCGCAGGAAAGGGAGGUGCAGCUGCUGCAGGGGAGGCAGGCGUGGCCGUUCCACAUGAUGGGGAUGGGGAUGGCCGCGCCCGGCGGCGGCUGCUUCGACGGCUACGGCGGCGGCGGGGGCGACUGCUUCGUGCUCGGGUGGGAGCAGCAGCAGCAGCAGCCGGCGCCGGCGCCGGCGUUCGGCUGCUUCGGCCUCCUCGCCGCCGACGUCCACGACCUCUUCCCACUCUUCGCGGGCAUCGAGUCGCCGUUGCCGGUGGUGUCCUCCUCGGCGCUGCUGGCCGCCCCGCCGGCUCCGGCGCACGACGCGGUGGCCGCAGUCCCCGGCGAGCUCGACGACUUCCUCCUGAACUUCUGGGACGCGAGCUGCCACGACGGCGACGUGGGCGAGCAGCGGCACGACGACGACGCCUUCAAUUCCAGCAGCGUCACGCACGAGCAGGAGACGACGACCUGCCCCGCUGCUGCCGCCGCUGCCACCGCCACCAACUCCUUCUUCCACUACGACGAUGGCGACGAUCCCUUGAGCUCCAUCUUCUGCGCCGGGCCCACGCCGCUCCCCGCGGAGAAAGCGGUGCCGUUCCAGGCCCCGGCGGCGGAGCCCCUCCUCAGCUCGUCCUCCUCCAACUCCAACUCCCGCGGGGACGCGGUCGGGGGCCGGGCUCAGGGCGCCGCGGCCACGCCGACGCCGGGCGCCUCGCGGGCGCGGACCCCGCCGCUGCCGAGGAGCUCCGCCUCCACCCCGUCGCUGAAACGCGCGACACGCGAAGCAGCGGAGUCGUCGGCGGACCAGGCGGCGGAGUGCGGCCAGAGCGAGAGCAGCAAGCGGCGGAGGACGGCGGCAGCACCGGCGGGGGUGCUGUGCCCGUUCGCGCUGCUGAAGCCCGACGGCCUGGACGGCGGCGCGACGCUGGCGGACAUCAACGCGCGCAUCCUGAUGCGGCCCGCGCGCCCCGUCCGGCACCCCGUGGGCGAGUUCGCCUGCGCGCCGCGGGUGUCGGCCGACCAGCCCGGCAUCUCCGGCAAGGCCGUGUCUAGCUUCACGCGCCUGCACACCCCCGGCCGCGGCACGAUCACCAUCAUAAGGACGCGAGGCUAGUGGCGCAAUUGCUGCUGCUGAUGAUGACGAUGAUGUAGGUUAAUUAGCUAGCCUGGCUAAGUGACUGGACCUCCCAGCUGCAAUGCCGUGUAAAUUAUAUGACGAGGAGUAACUUGUAAAUCGAACGAAUAAAUCUGAUCUUCCAAUGUGUCUCCAGUUCUUCUUCCUCCUGCGUGCACCCGGAACCCGAAUUCUUUUGCCCAGGGAGAGGAGAGGGGCUGAAUCAAUCUGAGAACUUUCGUUAGAUCGUUCGGCUGGCGCUGGCAGGGGCAAAG
Panicum hallii is the source of this 1621-nucleotide messenger RNA. RefSeq lists its product as uncharacterized. The record is from RefSeq and is a predicted model, not a curated record. Lineage: Eukaryota; Viridiplantae; Streptophyta; Magnoliopsida; Poales; Poaceae. The transcript has 5 exons. Gene Ontology annotation, biological process: male meiotic nuclear division; female meiotic nuclear division. The coding region runs from base 240 to 1346 and encodes 368 amino acids.